AUGGCGUUUACGGUACCAGAGAACUCAUAUACUGGUUCUGCUAUCAUCUCAGCAGCUGAUAUAACUGCCACUCAUUUUCCUGAAGGCGAAGGUAAUCCCCCAUACUCUAUAAUAGUAUCAGCACCUGGACCCACAACUUUAUUUGAUAUUGAUGAAACUGGUGUGCUAAGUGUAGGGAGUACAGUUCCAAAUUUCGAGACGCAUGGUGGCACAUACACGGUGGAUAUCAUAUGUCAUCAAAUAUCUGGUAACGACAGUAUUGUUCAAGUUACAGUAACCGUAUUGGACGUGGUUGAAAGAUGUACAUUGUCAUGGCCAGAUGGGCCAUACACUGUGGCAGAAAAUACAGCAACUGGAUCUGAAAUAAUCGCACCUUCAGAACUGUUAUCAUCAUUUCCAGAAGAUGCAGCGACAACCGCUUACACUAUAUCUUCAGUUAGUCCAGGUGCAAUGAACAUGUUUUCCAUUGAUUCAGCAACAGGUGCAAUACUGAUAGGCACAUCACCCCCUGAUCGCGAAUUGGAUGACCCAAUACAAACCAUUAACGUCACCUGCCACCAACUGUCAGCUAAUGAUAACACAAACACUGUUACUGUCAUCAUAAUCAACGUUUUAGAAGGGUGUUCACUUCAAUGGAGCAAUGCUUCAUAUAUCGUGGAUGAAAACUCAAACAGCGGAUACAGUGUGAUAGCAGCUACUGAUAUAACAGAUGAAGUUUUCCCAGAAGGAGCAGGAAGUCCUAAGUAUAGAAUCAACAGGGUUGUUCCAGGCCCAGACGAGUUAUUCAGCAUAGAUGCCAGUACCGGUGCUAUUGUUAUUGGUAGCCUUACUCCAAAUUUUGAAGUUCAUGGUCUCAUCGUGCAAACGAUUUUCGUAGAUUGCCUGCAGCAAUCUGGUCCGAAUAAUACCCUUGCUGUAAACGUUAACAUUAGAAAUAUCGAUGAAACGCCCACCUUUGUUAAUCUGCCGACUACAAUCAAAAUCUCGGAGAGUAUAGGUGCUUCCCAGUCAGUGUUCAAAGUAUUCUACAAUGAUCCAGAGGGCGUUGCUGUCACCGUUGACGUCAGUACACAGACUCCAGUUACUCCGACCUUCACAGUAGUAAAUGGAAAUGAAAUACACUCUCCUGCUGGAUUAGAUUAUGAUUUCAGUGAUCAGACGUACACGUUCACUAUAAGAGUUGAUGAUGGAACAAACACAGAUACAUCCACGUUGACUAUCAAUCUAUACAAUGAAAUUGAUGAACCACCGACCUUUCCAGCAUCCGAUUACACUGGUACAAUAGAGGAAGAACAGUCGUAUGGAACAGUUGUGACAUGGACAACAAACCCUGUGGCUGAUAUGAUUGCAAGUUACAACGAAGUCGGUGACAGUAAAUUAUAUUAUGAGAUAUCCGGGCCAUAUUCGGAUGACUUCAACUGUGACCGGUUAACAGGUGUUAUCACAACAUCGAGGACAUUAGACGCCGAUGACGUAUCAUCAACUGCGAGCUACUCUCUAACACUAACAGUAGGAGAUUCUGCCGGCCAUACUGAUACUACGACGUUAAGUAUUACACUUACUGAUAUCAACGAUAAUAAACCAAUAUUUUCACCAUCCUUGUAUUAUAAGGCAAUUGACGAGAAUAGUGGGUCUGGUGUCAUUGCAGCUACAAUGACAGUGUCCGAUGAAGACGCUGGUGUAUUCGGUACAGUAACCCUAACCAUUACCAGUGGUGUUACUGCGAAAUUUACAUUGUCUGGGAAUGAAAUCUUAACAACAGCAGAUCCAUUGGACUAUGAAACCACUACUAGUUACACUAUGACAGUGACUGCAACUGAUGGGGGUGGUGAGAUAAGCACAGCUACAGUUAUUGUCGAUGUGGUACCAGUGAAUGAAUUCAUGCCGACUUUUGUCACAUUUCCUACUUCCUCUAUCACUGUCCCUGAAAACAGUGCAGUUAGAUACGAAAUACUAGCAGCUACGGAUGUAACAGUAAGGGAUAGCGAUCACGGCGACGAUGGCGAAAUAAGUUUUUACAUCAGUUCAGUCACAAAUGGUGGUAUAAAUAAAUUCAGCAUGGAUUCAUCGACUGGUAGAAUAUUGACAACAAGUACAUUCGACUACGAAAGUGGGACUAUUUCAUACACUAUUACGUGUGUUGCUGCCGAUCAAGGAUCCCCGGGACCAAGCAGCACAACGAGAAGCUUAACAGUUCAUAUAUCAGAUGAAAACGACAACGCUCCUUAUUUUGAUCAGAACUAUUACUCAUUGACAAUCACUGAGGGUGAUGUAAUUGGUACCGUCAUCACAACUUUCAACGUGAACGACGAUGAUUCUGCAGCAAUCACAACAAUUAGUUACCAGUUCUACUCGGGUAAUGAACUUGAUAAGUUUGAGAUGGACGAUACCACAAAUAAACUGAAGGUUAAAUCAGUGAUCAACUUAGACGAUGGUGAUCCAGAAGAAUUCAGUCUGUUACUCCACAUACUAGAUGGUGGCACGCCUGAGUUAACGGGAACAGCUAUGAUAUGUAUAAGUCUAACCUCAUCCAAUGAUUAUGAUCCGGUGUUUAGUAGCACAAAUCCAAGCACGAUUUCAAUUUCUGAGAAUGCGUAUAUUGGUACUACUGUUGCAGAAAUCAGUGUUAGUGAUAACGAUUAUGGCUCUGACGGAGAUCUAACCUUGGUAAUUCUAAGUGGCGACAAAGAAAACAAUUUUCACUUGGAUAGUUUCAGAAGAAUCCUGCAAACUAAAAAGUUGAUUGAGUACGAAGAUACUGGGUCACCCAUCGUAUUGACAAUACAGGCCACCGAUGGAGGUGCCACGCCACGUACUGCGACCUCCGAUAUCUCAAUCAUUGUCACAAAAGAGAAUAACUACAAACCAACUUGCACACCAACGAAUUAUGUAAGGUCAAUAUUAGAAUCGGCUGCUGCCUCUGACCAAGUUACCCAGAUUAAUUGUCAAGAUAUGGAUUUGGAUACAUUAUCAUAUACUAUUAUAGCUGGCAAUGGUGAUGAGAACUUCCAAGUCGAUGGUGAUGGUCUUGUUUCUAUUGUGUCGUCAGGUGAUACUAUAGACUAUGAAUCAGGUGUAGACAAAUAUUCACUGACUAUUGAAGUGAGUGAUGGAGCCCAUAUGAUAAACGUAUACGUGACUGUGAAUAUCGAGGCUGUGAACGAGGACGCCCCUGCCUUCGACGUAGCUGGAUGGACAGUUGAUUUAUAUGAAAACACUCCGCUUGGGGAUGUUAUUGUUUUAUUGGCAUCAUCUGUGACGGACACGGACACUGGAGGGCAUGGUAUCUCGUUAUACAUCAUAACGUCGGUUGACCCACCCAGUGGAAAAGAUGCGUUUCAAAUAGAUGGUCGUUCUGGAAAAAUAUACCUUGCUAAAUUAUUAGACUAUGAAGAUGAGUCUUCUUAUGAUAUUGCUGUUGAGGUUGAAGAUGGUGGUGGAUUGACAGACACUGCAGUCGUUGCGAUUCGAGUGCUAGACGUCAAUGACAAUAGUCCAUCAUGCUUAAAGUCUUCAUUUUUAAUAAACGUGGAUGAACAUACAUACCCUUACACUGCUGUUAGCAUGGCAGAUCUGGGAUGCACUGACGCUGACUCUGGUAUGUUUGGCACUGCUGGACUCGUAUAUACACUUGGUAGCCAAAUACCAUGCUGUGACUUUGAUGUAGAUUCAAGUGGAAUCUUUUUACGGGUUGACAAUUUGGAUUACGAGGGCAACAAUAUGCAUUUCACCAUUACUCUUAAUGUGGCAGAUGGAGGACUACCUCCAAGAACUAUGGAUGUUUUGAUAAGUAUUUCAGUAAACCCAGUUGACGAUGGACCACCGGUGUGUGCAGGCCCGUACGUAUCUUCAGUACCGGAAGACGCUUUAAUUGGUACCACUAUAGAAACAUUUAGAGCUAUAGACCCAGAUUCAGAUGAAACUUCAGAUGGCCAAGUACGGUAUACAAUAACAGGGGGAAACAACGCUGGACAUUUUGCGAUUGACUCAUCAAUAGGUAUUGUACAGACAAUUGCGCUACUGGAUGGGAAGAAAAUACACAUAUAUACUUUAGAAAUUACUGCAACAGAUGGCAAUGGAGGCACAUGUGUAGACACAUUAGAUAUCACAGUAACCAGCGUAAAUGGUGUAAAACCAUCGUGCACCCAAUACUCAUAUGGUCUAGAUUUAGAUGAAGACACACCAGUUGGUACAUUAUUCUCUUUAGUAUGUACAGAUGAUGAUCCAGUUGACUCUACUUUGACUUACACAUUAACAAGUGGAGAUGCAUCGAUGUUCGGUGUAAACACUAAUGGCGAGGUGUUCUUGCAAUCUAAAUUGGAUUACGAUGUUGUUGGUGCAGUUCGACACUAUGACAUUGAAGUUACGGUUUCUGACGCUGCGGCGCACGAAGUUACUGUAUCAGGCUCCAUAAACGUACAACCAGUAAAUGAAGGCUCUCCAACAUUUACUACCCGUUUUUAUACUCUAGAUGUUAACGAAGAUAUUGCAAUUGGCACCACAAUCAUCACAGUGUCCGCCAAAGAUACAGACUCGCCGGUCACUACUGAUGGUACUUUAAUAUAUACAUUCAGUCCUGAGUGUAAAUGCCCGGAAUUUCAGAUGAACAGAUAUACUGGCGAGAUAACAUUGCUGUUGCCUCUUGAUUACGAGAUUUCUACGUCAUACCUAUUACCAAUAAAGGCAUCCGAUGGUGAUAAAACAGAUACGGCUAGUGUUGUUAUCAAUGUUGUUGACGUUAACGACAAUUCACCAGUGUUUCUUCCAGUGUCGUAUAGUGGUACUGUGCAGGAGGAAUUGCCAGCAGGACAAGUGAUAACAAAAAUAACUGUGACAGAUAAUGAUUCCGCAAAAAAUGAUAACAAUGCGAUUCUUCUCACAAUCAAACGUGGAAACAUUGGGGCGUCUUUCUCUGUUGAUUCUACAACUGGUGAACUCAAGACAACUGGUCCAAUCGAUUAUGAAAGUAGUCAACUGUUUACAUUGGAGGUUGUAGCAGCAGAUCGGAAUGGAGCACCUGGAGCAAACACUGCAACGACCCUGGUUAUUGUACAUAUUGAUCCAGUUAAUGAAUACUUCCCCGUAUUUCAAUCUAUUUCAUAUAGUACUUCAACCAGUGAGUAUACUGCAACAGGGGUAACACUACUCACCAUAUCAGCAACUGGUGAAGAUUUAGCGUCCCAUCCCCAUGGUCAGGUGAAAUACACUAUCGCAUCCGGAAACGAUGAUGAUCAUUUUUCGCUAGACGAUUCAACUGGAGACCUUGUUGUCAUCAAACGUUUUGACUUUGAGACAAUAUCUUCUCAUACGCUUGUUGUAACCGCUACAGACAGUACAGCAGCUCUUGGGGACCAGUUGUCGACUGAUGUGGAUGUUGAAAUCAUAAUUGAAGAUGAGAACGACAACACUCCCACAUGUGAUUCACAGCCUUAUGUCGUGAGCAUAUCGGAAAAUGAAAGUAUCGGACAAACAGUCAUGUCUCUUGUUAUACAAGACAGCGAUAGUGGUACCAAUGGUGAAGUAGAUAUAACUAAAACAAGUGGUGAUGUAAAUAAUGAUUUUGUACUUACUAAUAAAGAACUAGUUCUGGAUCAACUAUUAGUUUAUCACAUUACACCAGUUUAUAACAUUGUAUUUACUGUUACCGACCGUGGAUCCCCGCCCUUAUCGACGAACUGCGUUGUCACAGUGAAUGUUUUACCGGAAAACAACUAUGCCCCCGUGUUUAGUACCAAUACUGAAAAUAUAAAUAUUUUAGAAUCAUUGGAGAUUGGCAAUAUUGUGUACACUGCUUUUGCUUCUGAUGAUGAUGGUAUUGGCUCAGAUGGAAACAUAACAUACAAAAUAGUUGCCGGAAAUGCUGAUGGAAAAUUUGCAGUUGAUCGAUAUAGUGGAGAUAUAUUGAUACAGUCGCAGCUAGACCAUGAAAUUACUGAUCAGUAUAUUCUGGAAAUAACUGCAAUAGAUGGUGGGAGCACUAGCCUUACUGGAACAAUGACCCUCACUGUUAAAAUCGAAGAUGUUAAUGACAAUACACCUAUUUUCACACAUGAUAUCUACACUACAACUAUACUUGAACAUAUGGGUAUUGGCACUAGUGUCCUCACUGUGAAAGCCACUGACAUUGACAGUGGAGCCAAUGCCAUUAUCGAAUAUAGUAUCACAAAGGGUAUGAGUCAUGAGCAUUUCAGUAUUGAUAGAGUAACGGGAGAAAUUAUGACUACUGCAGAUUUAGACUUUGAAACAAGAAGCAUUUACAGUUUCAAAGUCAAGGCGUCAGAUGGAGGAAUACCGAUGCGGUCGUCAGAUGCAUUUGUUCGUAUAAUAAUAGACGAUGUCAAUGACAACCAUCCGGUAAUUUUUCCACAUUUUAAAACUGUUGCCAUCUCUGAGCAUUCUGCAAGUAACACAUUAGUCAUACCACAAUGGACUUUGGAUGACGAUAGUGGCAAAAACGGAAAUAUAAGUUUCAGUUUAGUCAGUGGUGACCCGUUAGGACAGUUCUACAUUGAUACUUGGGGUGGUACAAUUUUUACUUCAGGUGCGGGUCAGGUCUUGGACAGAGAAGUUCAAGAUAUAUAUCAACUUAUGAUAGAGGCUAGUGAUACAGGAACACCGGCACAUUCAACAACCAACAUAAUAACUGUAGUCAUUGAAGACGAAAACGACAAUCCGCCCGUUGUAAACCCAGCAACGUAUGAUAUUACUGUAUCAGAAGAUGUAGCCGUCGGGUCGUCCAUACUUACCAUUCUAGCUACUGAUGUAGAUGCAAAUGAAAAUGGACGAUUAACAUAUAAAUUUACGUCCGGUAACAAUGGUACUUUUGCAAUCGUACCUACGUCAGGAGUGUUGACUGUGGCCCUACCAUUGGAUAGAGAAACUACAGCGAGUCAUAGUCUACACGUUACUGUGUCAGAUAAUGGAAAUGUGCAGUUAUUUGCCGAGGCGUCAGUUACGUUAACAAUAAGUGAUGCUAACGACAAUGUACCACAAUUUUCACAGAACAUCUAUACAUUCUAUGUGCUUGAAAACUCGCCCUUUCUAUCAUUAGUGGGCAAUGUGUUAGCCACCGAUAGAGACGUAGGUUCAAACAGUCGAAUUAAUUAUACCAUCGCCAGCGGGCCUCAUGACCAUUUCAUACUUGAUAUUGUGACAGGAUCGAUUUCCACAUCAGCUGAUAUUGAUCGGGAGAAUAUUGAAUCGUACAGCUAUAAUGUUAAGGCCACUGACAAUGGAACUCCUUCACGAUACAAUUUCACUUCAGUUGUUAUAGUUGUAGAAGAUGAGAAUGAUAACUAUCCUGUAUUUAAUGAAGAUGAAUACAGUGUCACCAUUGCUGAAGAUCAUGAUGUUAACGCAUAUGUAUUGACUGUGGAUGCCACUGACGCUGACAACGGUACCAAUGCUGAGCUCACAUACAGCUUUCAUUCGAGUUUCCCUGUAGGAGAUGAGUAUUUCUCAAUCGAUGGUAGUACAGGAGAAAUAACUUUAAAGCAAGCUGUAGAUUAUGAGGCAGUUCAUACACUGGAGUUUGUUGUUAUUUGUUCAGAUAAUGGUUCACCUGUGCUGACAACUACAACGACUGUUUAUGUGAAUUUAACUGAUGUUAAUGACAAUGCUCCUGAAUUUAAUCCUGCGUUCUACAGUGCAGAAAUAACAACUGAGUGUAAUAACGGGGAACCCAUUGUAACCGUUUCUGCUACUGAUGCGGAAGAUGGUGAAACGAUGAAAUAUAUCCUAACAGACGCAUCAGAGAAAUUUAAAAUUGAUAUAAAUACAGGUGACAUCACAUUGAUUGCAGACUAUACGUACGCAUUACAAACAGGACAGAAGUACGAAUUGCGUGUCGAAGCCGAGGAUUAUGGUACACCGACAUCAUCAGACGAAGCGAUUGUCAGAAUAGAUAUAUUUGAUGCGUCCUUAUAUUUGGUGGAAUUCUACAUGACUUUGUCGAAGUCGUUGCUGGAUUUCAAACUGACAAAAUCUGAUUUUCUGCAAGCAAUUACAGACAUUUUGCAUGUUAAUUUCCCAACUGGACGAUGCGGAAUUUCUCAUAUAACUAUACAAGAUGCACGUGAUUCACAAAAUACACGUAAACUACUUACAGACGGAAAUGAAAUAAUAGUACACGUGUAUGCAAUUGCGGAUGACACUACAGACGUUAUAGAAGGACUGAAUCUGACAAAAAAGUUUGUGCUGGCAUCUCACCUGUUUGAUACAUUCACGGUAGAUUCCACUGGAGCACCAACUGAUGACCUUAAAGGUGGUGUGUUUGAACAGUGGAAUAUCGAGAAAGUGAUUUACGACAAUAAUGAUCUAUCCACUACAGAUUGGUACCAGCUUUGGUGGGGUAUCCUUGUAAUAGGGUGUGCUUCUAUUGUGUUUCUUUUGUUACUUGCUGCGUUUAUCAGACGUAUGUAUCCGUUUUGUUGUUCAAAACAAAAAGAAAAAAAACUCGAUGAGAAAGAUAAAGCCAAGGCCAACAUUGACGUUUCAAAGUCUAGAGGUGCAUGGACUCCCGGCUCAGAUAAAAGACGACCCAUCGAUCCUACUUUGAAUGCAGUGGCAUUAGGAAAGUCCAGUACAGCAACAGCAACUCUUACGAAGAAUGACAAUCUGUCAGUUUCCAGGAUGUCACCAGUGAGUCAGCCAAGGGUCACACUGAUUGAGACGGAAGAUGAGAUACGUGAAUCUCUUAAAAGAUAUUGA
Messenger RNA from Saccoglossus kowalevskii, 8709 nucleotides. Its product is annotated as protocadherin Fat 4-like. Gene Ontology annotation, molecular function: calcium ion binding. The record is from RefSeq and is a predicted model, not a curated record. Lineage: Eukaryota; Metazoa; Hemichordata; Enteropneusta; Harrimaniidae. Gene Ontology annotation, cellular component: plasma membrane. Gene Ontology annotation, biological process: homophilic cell-cell adhesion.